Messenger RNA from Dipodomys ordii (Ord's kangaroo rat), 2960 nucleotides. It is a transcript of the gene Sipa1, whose product is annotated as signal-induced proliferation-associated 1. The coding region runs from base 186 to 2777 and encodes 863 amino acids. Gene Ontology annotation, cellular component: plasma membrane; Golgi apparatus; cytoplasm. Gene Ontology annotation, molecular function: GTPase activator activity. The transcript is spliced from 16 exons. Gene Ontology annotation, biological process: regulation of small GTPase mediated signal transduction; epithelial cell morphogenesis; activation of GTPase activity. Lineage: Eukaryota; Metazoa; Chordata; Mammalia; Rodentia; Heteromyidae. The record is from RefSeq and is a predicted model, not a curated record.
CAGACAGCCGGACCGGCGCGGGAGGUGGCGGUGAAGGCCAGGCGGGACCCCCAGAGGUACAGCGGGAGCAGGGGGCUGAAGGACAGGAUCUGCCGCCGCAACCUCAGCCUGCAGGCUGUGCACCAAGCACCCGUGCCCGCCAAUGCGUCCCGGCCCUCAGAGAGUCAGGCCCACAGAUCACGUCCAUGUGGGCUGGCGGUGUGGGGAGCCCUCGGAGGGGCAUGGCCCCUGCACCCACUGAUGACCUCUUUGCCCGUAAGCUCCGCCAACCAGCCCGACCUCCACUGACACCACUCACCUUUGAACCAAGGCCAACCCCAACCCGGGGCCCACUCCUGCGAACUGGCAGUGAUGCAGGUGAGGCCCGGCCUCCUACGCCAGCCAGUCCCCGGGCCCGGGCCCACAGCCAUGAGGAGGCCAGCCGUCCUACUGCAACUCCCACCCGGCUUUUCACCGACCCAUUGGCCCUGCUGGGACUGCCAGCCGAGAAACCAGAGCCCACCUUCCCACCAGUGCUGGAGCCCCGGUGGUUUGCUCAUUAUGACGUCCAGAGUUUGCUCUUUGAUUGGGCUCCACGACCACAGGGAACAGGGAGCCACUCAGAGGCCAGCUCUGGGACUCCAGCCUCCGCUGAGAACCAAGCUGCCAGCUCAGAACUGCUACUUGGGGCACCUGGCUUUGUGAGUGAGCUCGGGGGUGAGGGGGAGCUAGGCCUAGGUGGUCUGGUUCCUCCACCAGUGCCUCCCGCACUGCCCAAUGCUUCUGUGUCGGUCCUGGAAGAGCCACAGAACCGAACAGCAGCCUACAGCCUGGAGCACGCGGACCUGGGCGCUGGGUAUUACCGCAAGUAUUUCUUCGGCAAAGAACACCAGAACUUCUUCGGGAUGGACGAGGUGCUGGGCCCCGUGGCCGUGAGCCUGCGGCGGGAGGAGAAAGAGGGCAGCGGAGGGGGCACCGUGCACAGCUACCGCGUCAUCGUGCGGACCACACAGCUCCGGACCCUCCGAGGCACCAUCUCAGAGGAUGCACUGCCACCAGGGCCCCCAAAGGGCCUAUCUCCAAGGAAGCUUCUGGAACACGUGGCGCCAAGACUGAGCCCCACCUGCCUGCGCCUCGGCUCAGCUUCCCCCAAGGUGCCACGCACGCUGCUUACGCUGGAUGAACAAGUGCUGAGCUUCCAGCGCAAGGUGGGUAUCCUGUACUGCCGCGCAGGCCAGAGCUCGGAGGAGGAGAUGUACAACAACCAGGAGGCCGGCGCGGCCUUCAUGCAGUUCCUCACCUUGCUGGGUGAUGUAGUGCGACUCAAGGGCUUUGAGAGUUACCGAGCCCAGCUGGACACCAAAACGGAUUCCACGGGCACGCACUCCCUCUACACCACCUACCAGGACCACGAGAUCAUGUUCCACGUGUCAACCAUGCUGCCUUACACCCCUAAUAACCAGCAGCAGCUCCUGAGGAAACGCCACAUCGGCAACGACAUCGUGACCAUCGUGUUCCAGGAGCCGGGCAGCAAGCCCUUCUGCCCCACCACGAUCCGUUCUCACUUCCAGCACGUGUUCUUAGUGGUGCGCGCGCAUGCGCCCUGCACCCCACACACCUCUUACAGGGUGGCCGUGAGCCGCACGCAGGACACCCCGGCCUUUGGGCCCGCGUUGCCCCGGGGCGGCGGUCCCUUCGCAGCCAACGCGGACUUCCGGGCCUUCCUGCUGGCCAAGGCGCUCAACGGGGAGCAGGCGGCCGGCCACGCCCGCCAGUUCCACGCCAUGGCCACGCGCACGCGCCAGCAGUACUUGCAGGACCUGGCGGCCAACGAGGUGACCACCACGUCGCUGGACUCGGCCUCCCGCUUCGGCCUCCCGUCCCUGGGCGACAGAGAAACUGACAUUCACAAUGAUUUGCCCGGGCACACGGGCGAGCUCUGGGAUUUGGAGGCAGGUCUGGAAAACGGCCAGAGCUUUUCGGAGCUGUACACGCUGUCUCUGCAGGAGCCCAGCCGGCGGGGGGCCUCGGAGCCCACGCAGGAUGAGACCCCAGAGGUGGUCCUGCUGUCCCACACAAAGCAGCUGCUACACCUGUGCCUGCAAGAUGGCAGCUGCCCUUCAGGGCCCGGGGAACUGCCUGAGGAGAGAACCGAGUUCUUGCGCUGCCAGAGCUCACCGUCUCCGCGCAGCUCCCUGUCAGAUGAGGCGCCAGUCCUGCCCAACACUACCCCGGACCUCCUCCUGGCUGCCACAGCCAAAGCCCCCGCAGCCCCCAGUGCUGGCAGGAACACACCCCCCUCCCAGGACCCGCCAGGCAGCUCUCGCCGCCAUGAAGACCAGGAGCAGGCGGCCCCAGAGCUGCGGGCCUCCUUCCUGCCACGGACCUUGUCUCUACGCAACUCCAUCAGCAAGAUCAUGUCGGAGGCCAGCAGCGAAACCCUGGAGGACGAGUGGCAGUCCAUCUCAGAGAUCGCCUCCACCUGCAACACCAUUCUAGAGUCACUGUCCCGAGAGGGACAGCCCGUGCCGGACAGCAGAGACCCCCAGGGAACCCCUAAGUCUGAUGCUGAGCCAGAGCCCGGGAGCCUGUCGGAGAAGGUCUCGCACCUCGAGUCCAUGCUGAGGAAGCUGCAGGAGGACCUGCAGAAGGAGAAGGCAGACCGGGCCGCCCUGGAGGAGGAGGUGAGGAGCCUCCGCCACAACAACCAGCGGCUGCUGGCCCAGUCCGAGAGUGCGGCCGCACGCCUCCUCCUGGCCUCCGAGCCGCGGGGCGCGCCUGCCACCGACCUGGCCUGACGCGGACUGCCCGGCUCUUGUCAGGAUCCCUGGGCCACACAGGCGGCCCUGGGCCUCAGGACCUCUCCGCGCCAUGGCGCGUGCUCGCGCUGCCCGCGCACUCCCCAGCCCAUUUGGUGGUGAAGCGCUCUCACCUGCCCCAUGUGUAAAUAGUCUACGGAGAAAAAGGGACAGCAGGGAAUA